This is a messenger RNA of Helicoverpa armigera (cotton bollworm), 4218 nucleotides long. RefSeq lists its product as uncharacterized. Gene Ontology annotation, molecular function: cysteine-type deubiquitinase activity. The record is from RefSeq and is a predicted model, not a curated record. Lineage: Eukaryota; Metazoa; Arthropoda; Insecta; Lepidoptera; Noctuidae. The transcript is spliced from 9 exons. Bases 184 to 2043 code for a protein of 619 amino acids. Gene Ontology annotation, biological process: protein deubiquitination. Gene Ontology annotation, cellular component: cytosol; nucleus.
AAAUCGAAGGACAGACGGACGUCGAUCAUCAAUCAAAAAUAAUCCAAUAUGGCCGACUGCUUCCAAUGGGGCUGUUCGCGGUUAAAUUUUAUAAAUUUGCAGUUAUAAUUAAAUAGUUUCUAUAAAGACUACCUUGCCUUACAUUAUAAUGUAAGUCAAUGUUCCUAAUGAAGACUUUUCCGUAUGCUGAAGAUGCCAGUUAACUCUGUGACUGAAACGAAAAAAGGAGUCGACAAAUCUAGAUUUUCCCUGUCCUUAAACAGAAAUAAUGCAGCAUAUUUGAGCAACGAAAAUAAGAUACCGACAGAGAACUCCAAAGAGAAUACUGGCCCUUUUAAGCAGUCAACAAAUAAUAAUAAAGAGAACAAGCCAUUAAAAAGGCCCUUGAAGAGUGUUUAUUCGAAUACUUUAACAGCUGCAAAGAGAUUAAAGCCUCUGACGGAGACUGCAAAGCUAGCAGAAAAACCAUCAGAAGUAGAGCUGGUACUCUUGGAGUCUCCAUCAGCCAGCUCUGCCAUGUUGAAUGGCCACCAUACAUCGGAUAAUCAGUAUGCGGGGAGUGCUCAGCGCAAGACGCCCAUUGCCACCUUAUCUAACUUGGGGAAUACCUGCUUCCUCAACAGUGUGCUCUAUACUUUACGCUAUGCGCCACGGUUCCUCCACAACCUUCACCACCUAGUAUCAGACCUAGCCAGUGUAGAACAGAAGCUGGGCAGCAUCAGACUCAAGAGUUCCUCCCUCGGCCGCAGUGCAGCUGGUUUAGCUUCAUCAGGCACCAGGUCUUGGAGCAGUAAAGACUUAUUAUCUCUGGGACAGUCGGAUAAUAGCGCUGGGAAGAGUAAAAUACAGAUAGCAACAGAGAAGCUCCAUGAGACGUACUUCAACCUCCGAGCAGCUGAGAGCAAAUGCCUUAACAGCAGUUCAGCUGACGCCACUCCGGAGCCCUACGCCGCUGAUGCCUUCUUAGCAGCGCUUAGAGAUGUUAACUCUACUUUCGAAGGUAACAGACAACAAGAUGCUCAUGAGCUGUUGGUAUGUUUGUUGGACAACAUCAGGGAAACGUGCAGAGCGCUCAGCGCGCGGGCUAGCAGGUUGCAGCUGCAUGAAAAUGGUGACAGUAACGGUAUAGGCCGCCAACCAAGCUUAGAAGGCGACGGCGGUAAGCCCACGCUGGGUAACUUACGCAAAUCCUGGAAGAAACGCAAAGAGGUGAAAGCUGAUAAGAGAGCAUCACCGACUGAUGACCGACCUCCUUCGCCUGCUGAGGCAGAGAGAGAUGAGCGAUCUAGACCGGGGUGGGACUUCGUCGCUGAUGACUUUGAAGGCACGAUGGUGGUCCGCACGAUGUGUUUGGAGUGCGAGGCGGUGACGGAGAAGGCGCAGGCGGUGUGCGAGCUGUGUGUGCCCGUCACCGAAGAAGAUACCGACGACGAGCCCUUCCGCGCCGCCUGUCUCUCUACCGAGCUACUACGCGAUCAGAACAAGUACUGGUGCGAGCGUUGCCUUCGCUACAACGAGGCGCGGCGCAGCGUGGCGUACUCGCGGCUGCCGCGGCUGCUGGUGCUGCAGCUGAAGCGCUUCAGCGGCGGCAUGGAGAAGAUCACGCGGCACGCGCCCACGCCGCUGCUCAUGCCGUGCUUCUGCGAGCCCUGCGCCGCCCGCCCGCCCGAGCAGCCGCCGCCGCACCGCUACGCGCUGUGGGCCGUCAUCAUGCACCUGGGGCAGACGCUGACGGGCGGGCACUACGUGGCCUACGUGCGCGGCGCGGGCGGGGACGCGGGCUGUGCUCGUGACGCCGGGGCCGGGGACGCGGCGCCGGGCGGCUUCAUGCGCGCGCUGUUCAGUCGCGCGCGGCCCGCCGCCUGCGCCGCGCGCGACUGCUGCGUGCCGCGGCCCCGCGCCGCCGCCUGGCUCGCCUGCGACGACGACCUCGUCAAGCCCAUCUCCAACGAGGACUUCGAGGACCUGCUGUCGGCCGAGCCCGAGAUGCGCUCGGCCGCCACGCCCUACCUGCUGUUCUACGUCAAGAGCGAGGUCGGCUAGUACCCGCCGCCGCCCCGCUUCGCCCUAGUCGUUAGUAGUACUCGAUGUGAGCUCCGUAACCUGUUCGGGCCUGCUCGCCUUCCGAUCCCGUUCAAAAUUCCAAGUUUGGAUAACGUGUACUUAAUUGUAACAAGAUCGCCCAGCAUCGGAAGGCGAGUACGGCCGCACAAUAUAAUAGUUCCGCUUCAGUUUUCGGACGCGUGCAGAUAGUCCGACGCGCCUAGACUGUGAAUGUGUCGCGUCGUUAUACUGAGUAUGUAGCAAUCGUCCCGUGAGCCGUAUAUUUUGUUCGUUUAGAUGCUUAAAAAGACAUAUAGAAAGUAGGCGCGGACCGUGUGUCGGCCUGACGUGAUAUUAUGAGUGUAGCUAAAAUAUUAUAUUAGGAUGUUAUAGAGAUCGAUCAAAUAUAUUGUAAAGUAUAUAAAUACAUUCACAAUAUUUUCACUUGUUACAAUCUGACAAUAUGGACUUGAAUAAGAAUAAAAUAGAUCGAAGAUACUUUCUAAUGUACACAUACUGGUUGUAUAUCGACGUUAAUUAUAUAUUAUCUGUAUUUAAAAUAUUAUAUAACUGCGCUGAUUGCGAAAUUAUUUAUUGGCCUAAAAGUAUACUUGUUCCAGAAUGAUUGCCCAGAAGUUGCUAUAUUCCCUUUUGAAGUCAUAGAAUAACAAUCCAUGGUCCAAACUCACUGCGUGCCCGUCAAUUAAUACGUUAUUUAUUUAGAAACUAUUGUAUCACUACUAAGUUAAGGCAAAGUUCACGAUGUGCAUUGUUCGCCUGGCUACAGACCCGUGAAGGAAUGCGACCGAAAGCUCUAGUCUUGAAUAUGAAUUCGAAACAAUGAGCGUAAAUUGGCAGUAAAAAGUAAUAAAAAUGUUAUGAAAGUAGAAAUAUAUUUUUAUGGCACAUUUUUGUUAGUAGUUCACAAAGCACAGUUUAGAAGAAGUUACAAAUGUAUUUUAAAAAAUCAAUUGUGUCCUUAAAGAAAUCAAUUUCACAGAUUUUGUCAUCCAGUAAUCCAUGUAAUAUCCUGAUCAACACAACAAACCUUUUUCUAUCACAUUGUUGUUGGUGAGAUACUCAGUCAGCAUAGUACAUUUCUCGUGCUGUUGUUACCAGUUUUCAAUAAAAACUGUCAGAAAUCGAUAAAAAAGUUCCUCGCUUACUUACAAAUGCAUCACAAUGAAAAAUGUUCAUACAUACUGCUGUUUAGCAAAUACAUGUCAAACAUAACUGGCUGUUUCGUACAUUGUAGAAUGUAUUUUCAGAUGAUUUAAUGUGUCUGUUAAUGAAGUUCCUAGCCAAACUUGAUGGCGACCCGCAACUAACUUCCGAGUACAAUUAUAGCCCUCACGCACCUCUGCCACCCUAAUAAUGGCAUGGAGCCGCCAUAAAGUUUGACGAGAACUAAUAACGAAGUUCAAUCCUGUACGCACAGCAGUUACUUAGACUUACAAUAACUUCGAGACUACAACGAUUAUUACUGCUUGCAUUCAUAUGCGACUGCUUUCUUUUUACAAAGUUUUUAAAUACAGUGCUGUUACGGCUAGCUCUUGCUACCAUUGAUACUACGUAUUUUUGUAUGGCAGCUAUAAAUUGUAUCUAGUUUUAUUUUUAUGUAUAUCAACUGUAUAAUGUUCUUGAUUUCACACAACUGCAGAAGUUUUUGCGAACAUGACGACUACUUAAAUGUGUUCAUGGUUAUCUACUAUGAAGAACUAUGAUAGAUUUAAUAAUUAACUGUUUAUGAUUUGUAUUAGAUUGUUUGCAAACACUUCUGCAGUAUAUUGUAACUUAUAUCAUUAUCUUUGACUAAUGUCGUAAUAUUUCGAUUUAGUUAUAUUGGAGACAGUCUGUUACUGUAGUGGUAGAUUUACAUGGUGUCACAACUAGACAUAAGUUUCAGUAUAUUUUUAUGAAAAGUAGAAAUGUUUAUAACUACAAUGAGUUGUUACUACAGUAAUGGGCUUAUCUCUUGCUCGACUUUACAAGUACUCAACCGAAGCUAAAUUACUUACUUUUUAUGUGUUGAUGCCAUUCCAAAAACCUUUGUAAAAGGUAUAAUUCUUGUCAGUAGCUAUAUGAAUUUGUUUUUUUUAAUCGAACAAAAUGUUAUUAUAAUAUCGUUCAUUUUCAUUGUAAAUUCGAUUUGGAUAAUAAAAAUAAGUUCAAUGA